AUGUUUAUUUCCUCAAACACAAAUUUUGCAGCAAUGGAUGCAGAACCAAAACCAUCUAAAGGUGGCUGGAUCACCUUCCCUUUUCUUAUAGCAACCAUGGCUGGUUUGACUCUAGCAGCGGGAGGAUGGGCAAAUAAUAUUAUCGUGUACCUAAUCAAUGAAUUUAACAUCAAAAGCAUCGAUGCUGCUCAAAUUGCAAACAUAGUCAAUGGUUGCACCACCCUAUUCCCAAUCUUAGGAGCCAUACUCGCGGACUCAUUUUUUGGCUCAUUCUCAAUAAUUUCGGUUUCAUCUCUUAUAUCUUUGGCGGGCAUACUGCUACUAACCCUAACUGCAACACUCGACUCGUUAAAGCCCGCACCAUGUGAAAACGGGUCGAACCUUUGCAUGGACCCAUCAAAAAGUCAACUCGCGAUACUGUACAUGAGCCUAGCUCUUUCGAGCAUUGGGCUCGCAGGUACACGAUUCACGUUAGCAACAAUGGGAGCAGAUCAAUUCGAUAACCCUAAAGAUCAAGGGGUUUUCUUCAAUUGGCACUUUUUUACUAUGUAUGCCGGGACACUUGUUAGUGUUGUGGGGAUUAUUUAUGUUGAAGACAAUGUGAGUUGGGGAUUGGGAUACGGUUUAUGUGUUGCGGCUAAUUUGAUUGGUUUAGUGAUUUUUGUGGUGGGAAGACGUAAUUAUCGGCUACUGAAGCCACAAACCAGUCCGUUUACUGGAUUGGCUUGUGUUGUGGUUGCAGCUUUCCGUAAAAGGAAAGUUUUGUUGUCACUUAAGAGUGAGGAUUAUUGUCAAGAGCAACGAGAUGGAGGAACAAAAUCGGUUAGAACAACCCCAACAAAUAGCUUCAAGUUCCUAAACCAUGCAGCUCUAAUAACCCAAGGGGACACCAUCAACAAACCAUGGAACCUAUGUACACUACAACAAGUCGAAGAUCUGAAAACCCUAAUCAGAAUCUCCCCACUCUGGUCAACUGGUAUUCUCUUAUGCACCCCUAUAGCCAUCCAAAUGAGCGUGAUAGUCCUCCAAGCUCUAGCCAUGGAUCGUCACUUGGGUCCCACUUUCCAAAUUUCAGCAGGAACCAUGAUGGUCUUCGUUAUGCUUUCAACUUCCAUCUCUCUCGCCCUCAUCGACCGUUUCCUUCUUCCCACAUACCAAAAACUUACAAACACCUCCCUCACACCCCUACAACGCAUAGGGGUGGGCCAUGCUCUGACUGUGUCAAGCAUGGCCAUUUCUGCACUGGUUGAGUCAAAACGGCUUGCUAUGGCUCGAUCACAUGACAUACACGGGAAUUCGGUCGUGCCAAUGUCCGUGUUUUGGAUGGUUCCACAGCUUGUGGUUGUUGGUGUUGGUGAAGCAUUUCAUUUCCCGGGUAAUGUGUCGUUGUAUUACCAAGAGUUUCCUAAGUCGAUGAAGAGCACAGCUGCUGCAAUGGUGGCCAUGUUUAUUGGAAUAGCGUUUUAUUUGGGGACUGCGGUGGUUGGGUUUAUGAGGAAGACAACGGGGUGGUUACCUGAUGGGAUUAAUGAUGGGAGGAUGGAUAAUGUGUAUUGGGUGCUGACUAUUCUUGGGUUGAUCAACUUUGGAUAUUACAUUGUAUGUUCAUGGUUGUACGAAUACCAAAAUGUCGAAAAGAUGGGAAUCUCAAGUUCAAGUCCUUGCUAAGUAAUCAUAUAUAUACAUAAUGUUAUAAUAAUUAGACAUAAUAGAAGCGGAAGAUAAAUUGUGAAGUAAGGAGUUUGAUGGUUAUAUUUGAAAUCUCAUUACUUGGGAUCAAUUGCGGAUAUAAGUUGUAUAAACCU
Molecule: messenger RNA, 1805 nt
Organism: Lactuca virosa
Lineage: Eukaryota; Viridiplantae; Streptophyta; Magnoliopsida; Asterales; Asteraceae
Source: the annotation of a GenBank genome assembly